GCCGGAGCCGGGCCCCGCGGGCUGCGGGCAGAUGCCGCCCGGAGUCGGCUCAGCAGCGCGGGCGGCGCGGAGCUCUGUGGGAAGCCCGUCUCAGGCAGGCAGACGGGAUGGCUAGCUCAGCCCGGGAGCAUCUGCUCUUUGUGUGGCGCCGGAACCCUCAUAUGCGGUACACACUGAGCCCAGAGAACCUGCAGAGCCUGGCUGCGCAGGGCUCCCUGCCUGAGAACAUGACCCUGCCACGGGCCAACAGCGACACGGACCUGGUGACUUCGGAGAGCCGCUCCAGCUUGACGGCCAGCAUGUACGAGUACACCCUGGGCCAGGCCCACAACCUCAUUAUCUUCUGGGACAUCAAGGAGGAGGUGGACCCCAGUGACUGGAUUGGACUCUACCACAUAGAUGAGAAUUCUCCAGCUAAUUUCUGGGACUCUAAAAACAGGGGUGUAACUGGGACACAAAAAGGACAAAUUGUAUGGAGAAUUGAGCCGGGGCCCUAUUUCAUGGAACUGGAGAUUAAGAUCUGCUUCAAGUACUACCACGGCAUCAGCGGGGCCCUGCGCGCCACAACCCCCUGCAUCACUGUGAAGAACCCCGCGGUGAUGAUGGGAGCAGACGGCACGGAUGGAGGUGCUUCAGGAAACCAGAAUCCUCGAAAACUUGUCAGCUUUACACUGUCAGACCUCAGGGCAGUUGGGCUAAAGAAAGGAAUGUUCUUCAACCCCGACCCUUAUCUGAAGAUGUCCAUCCAGCCAGGGAAGAAGAGCAGCUUCCCCACCUGCGCCCACCACGGGCAGGAGAGACGGUCCACUAUCAUCAGUAACACCACCAAUCCCGUUUGGCACCGGGAGAAAUAUUCCUUUUUUGCACUUCUUACUGAUGUCUUAGAAAUAGAAAUUAAGGACAAGUUUGCCAAGAGCCGUCCCAUCAUCAAGCGUUUCCUGGGCAAACUAACCAUCCCGGUGCAGAGGCUGCUGGAGAGACAGGCUAUCGGGGACCAGAUGCUCAGCUACAACCUCGGCAGGAGGCUUCCCGCCGACCACGUGAGCGGGUGUCUGCAGUUCAGAGUCGAGGUCACGUCUUCUGUGCACGAAGAUGCCUCUCCCGAAGCCGUGGGCACGAUCCUCGGCGCCGGUGUCAUGAACGGAGACCCGGGGAGCCCCUCCGACGAGGAGGAUUUGCCAGGGGGCCACCCCGACGGGCCAGUGUCUGAGGACGGGAUGCCCAGGCGCUCCAUUCGGACGAGCGCCACCCUGGAGACGGACUCUGCGGACUGGGCGUCCGUGUCCUCGCGGGCCUCGCCCCCCCGGGGCCGGCAGGCCUCCCUCAACGACUACCUGGACGCCCUGGGGCACCCCUCGGCCUGCCCCUGCCCGGAGAGGCCCGCGGGCACAUCCCCCAAGCUCCGGAGCAGCUUCCCCACGGACACCAGGCUCAGCGCCAUGCUGCACAUCGACUCGGACGAGGAGGACCACGCGGGGCGGCCGGACGAGGACGAGGGGCUGGUGAUGCCCCGCAGGGCGUCGAGGACCCACGACUGGGGCCCGGCCCCUCAGAGGAAGCCGGAGAACUGCCCGGCGGAGGCGGAGGAGGGCUCCAGGGACGAGGCCGCCGCCCCCUGUGAGGAGAAGCCAGCAGCCCUGCCUGGGCCCGGCCCGAGCUGGGAAGGAGACAGCUUCCCAGGCCCAGGGGCCCCGUCUGACACCGACACGUCAGGAGGGAGUGGGAGGGCCGCCUGCGAGACCGAGUCCCCAGACCGGGGCUCCUCAGAGACGGAGCCCAGCGAGGCGGGCAGGACGGAGAGCCCCAGCGAGGCCGGCACCGGGCCCGAGGGCGAGAGUGACCCGGACGGGGCCCACGGCUCCUGCCAGGACAGCGCGGCCGCCCGGCCGUCCUCCCUGGAGAGCGCCCGCCUGUCCCACACGCCGGACCACGAGGGAGCCUGUGCGGGGGAGCCCAUGGGCCGUGGUGCCCGCACGCCCAGUCCUCUGCCCCCGGUGCGGGUGCCCAGUGCAGAGGACGAAGGGCCUGGGGCGCACCAGGCCGCUCUUCCGGAGUCGGAGCGGGAGAUGGAGCCAGAGAUGGAGCCAGAGAUGGAGCCAGAGACAGAGCGGGAGAUGGAGCCGGAAACGGAGCAGGAGAUGGAGCCGGAGAUGGAGCGGGAGAUGGAGCCAGAGCCGGAGACGGAGCGGGAGACGGAGCCGGAGAUGGAGCGGGAGAUGGAGCUGGAGAUGGAGCAGGAGCCGGAGACAGAGCGGGAGAUGGAGCCGGAGAUGGAGCCGGAGAUGGAGCCAGAGCCGGAGAUGGAGCGGGAGCGGGAGCCGGAGCCUGAGCCCCAGCCUGAGCCCCAGCCCGAGCCUGGUGAGGUCUGGCAGAGGAGGGGCAACCUGGAGGGAGCGGCAGCUGCGGCCUCAGACCAGCCCCCAGAAGAGGAGGCCUGUGCGGGGGGCGCGGGGCAGGAGGAAGGCGCCACUGGAGGCUCCCAAGCCAACGGCCACCAGCCGCUGCGUUCGCUGCCUUCCGUGCGCCAGGAUGUCAGCCGGUACCAGAGGGUGGAUGAAGCUCUCCCACCAGACUGGGAGGCUCGCAUCGACAGCCAUGGCAGGGUCUUCUACGUGGAUCAUGUCAACAGAACCACGACGUGGCAGCGGCCCACGGCUCCCCCCGCCCCGCAGGUGCUGCAGCGGUCCAACUCCAUUCAGCAGAUGGAGCAGCUGAACCGGCGGUAUCAGAGUAUUCGCAGAACCAUGACUAAUGAAAGGCCUGAGGAAAACGCCAGUGCUAUCGAUGGGGCAGGGGACGAAGCGGACUUUCACCAAGCGAGUGCAGAUUUCCGACGGGACCAGGUCCUGCCCCACUCUACCUCCAGAUCCAGGCUCACCUUGCUGCUACAGUCUCCUCCUGUCAAGUUCCUCAUCAGCCCAGAGUUCUUCACCGUGCUGCAUUCUAACCCUGGUGCCUACCGCAUGUUCACGAACAACACGUGUCUGAAGCACAUGAUCACCAAAGUCCGGCGGGACACACACCACUUCGAACGCUACCAGCACAACCGGGACCUCGUGGGAUUCCUCAACAUGUUUGCGAACAAGCAGCUGGAGCUGCCCAGGGGCUGGGAGAUGAAACACGACCACCAGGGCAAGGCGUUCUUCGUGGACCACAACUCCCGCACCACCACGUUCAUCGACCCUCGGCUGCCCCUGCAGAGCAGCAGGCCCACCAGCGCGCUGGUCCACCGGCAGCACCUGACCAGACAGCGCAGCCACAGCGCAGGCGAGGUAGGAGAAGAUGCCCGGCACGCGGGGCCGCCCGUCCUGCCCAGACCGUCCAGCACGUUCAACACGGUCAGCAGGCCGCAGUACCAGGACAUGGUCCCCGUGGCUUACAACGACAAAAUCGUUGCGUUUCUGCGCCAACCCAACAUCUUUGAAAUUCUGCAGGAGCGCCAGCCCGAUCUCACGAGAAACCACUCACUCAGGGAGAAGAUCCAAUUUAUUCGAACUGAGGGGACCCCAGGGCUAGUGCGUCUCUCAAGUGAUGCAGACCUUGUGAUGUUGCUGAGUUUAUUUGAAGAAGAGAUAAUGUCCUACGUGCCUCCACAUGCCUUACUCUACCCCAGCUACUGUCAGUCCCCACGUGGCUCCCCGGUGUCCUCUCCGCAGAACUCACCAGGUACCCAGCGUGCCAAUGCCCGGGCCCCAGCUCCUUACAAGAGAGAUUUUGAAGCCAAACUAAGGAACUUUUACAGGAAGCUAGAGACUAAAGGAUAUGGACAAGGCCCAGGGAAAUUAAAGUUAAUUAUCAGAAGAGACCACUUGCUCGAAGAUGCCUUUAAUCAGAUCAUGGGCUACUCCAGAAAAGACCUGCAGAGGAGUAAGCUGUACGUCACCUUUGUCGGGGAGGAAGGACUGGAUUACAGCGGACCCUCCAGAGAGUUUUUCUUCCUAGUUUCAAGAGAACUGUUCAACCCGUACUAUGGAUUGUUUGAGUAUUCGGCCAACGACACAUACACAGUACAAAUAAGUCCUAUGUCUGCCUUUGUGGACAAUCACCAUGAGUGGUUCCGGUUCAGUGGCAGGAUCCUUGGUCUUGCACUGAUACACCAGUAUUUGCUGGAUGCCUUCUUCACCCGGCCUUUUUACAAGGCUCUUCUCAGAAUUUUAUGUGACCUUAGUGAUCUGGAGUACCUUGAUGAAGAGUUCCACCAGAGCCUGCAGUGGAUGAAAGACAAUGAUAUCCAUGAUAUCUUGGACCUCACGUUCACUGUGAAUGAAGAAGUUUUUGGCCAGAUUACUGAACGUGAAUUAAAACCAGGGGGUGCCAAUAUCCCUGUCACAGAAAAGAACAAGAAGGAAUACAUCGAGAGGAUGGUGAAGUGGAGGAUCGAGAGGGGCGUGGUGCAGCAGACCGAGAGCUUAGUGCGCGGCUUCUAUGAGGUGGUGGAUGCCAGACUGGUGUCUGUCUUUGAUGCAAGAGAACUGGAACUGGUGAUUGCAGGCACGGCCGAGAUAGACUUGAGUGACUGGAGAAACAACACAGAAUAUAGAGGAGGCUAUCAUGACAAUCAUAUCGUGAUUCGGUGGUUCUGGGCUGCAGUAGAAAGAUUCAACAACGAACAGCGACUAAGGUUGUUACAGUUUGUGACCGGCACGUCCAGCAUUCCCUAUGAAGGGUUUGCUUCUCUCCGAGGGAGUAACGGCCCAAGAAGAUUCUGUGUGGAGAAAUGGGGCAAAAUCACUGCGCUUCCCAGAGCUCACACUUGUUUUAACCGUCUGGACCUCCCCCCAUACCCGUCUUUCUCCAUGCUUUAUGAAAAGCUCUUGACAGCAGUCGAGGAGACCAGUACAUUUGGACUAGAGUGAUCUGGAAGCACCGUGCUAGACAAGCACACGCCAGGUAACUUCAGGAGCUACUUGCUAGAACAGUGUCUGAGCAGUUGAGGACUCGAGAUCCCGCCUGCCUCCGCGUGAGUGAGUCUGAAGACUGGUUUUCCAGGAGCCAUGAUGUGCUGCGCCUCUGGGGACUGGACCACGGCCAUCGGGCCCUCUGGACGGGUUUGGGUGAGCUUGAUGCCCCAGGGACAACCCAGCUGUCUGUCAAGCAACAAUUCUUGACUGCCAAAUGUUUUUCCAUUUGUCAUGUUCUCAGACAAAGACGGACUUGUCCUCCACCAGCUCCAUGCUAACUUGUAGGGGACUCAGGGUUGCAAUUGGCCUCCGAACGCGGCUCAAGCCAAACUGGCAGCACUUGGCCCAAACUCCAAAUUCGUGCAAGAUAAAUAAUAUAAUCAGAGCAAUUCUAUUUCCCGAAAGUACAUUCGUUGGAGCCCUAAGUCAUAACAGAAUAUUUUCUUGCUUAUGAGCACCUGCAUGAAGUGCACACCUAGGCUGCACACCUGACAAUGAAGCCAGGUCCACACGAGGGGACUCUGAGGUCUGCAGUGAGGUAGUCGGUGAUGAUGCACAUGCAGGUGGUGUGUGUAAGUGCGGCUGGAGACACACUGUUACUCAGUGAACUACUGCUGACAGUCUGUGCUUUAUCAUGCAUGAGAACCACUGAAAAUAACUAGCAACUAGUCACAGAAUAUCAGGAAAAACGUACACAGUGAGUUCUGUUUAUUUUUGUAAGUUCAUUCUAUUUAUGUUCUCAAAGAUGUAUAUAAAAACUUACCUGUCAUUCUGUCUGCAUCACCUGUUCCAUUUUCAUGCCUCAUGCUUACAUGGGCAUCAUGCUAGUAUGUAGCCUUCUAAGCACUCUUAAGGGAACAAAAGGGCCUUUUAUUUUUAUAAAGGUACAAAAAAUUCCCUGAAAUAUUUUGCACUGAAUGUACCAAAGUUGAAGGGCCAUUACAAUAUGACUUACAGUGAAUUCAUCACUUGACAAGUAUGAUAGUGAAUAGCUUCUGAAUCAGACCGCCUUCACAGUGCCCCGUGACCACUGCAAGGACUGAGCAUAUAAGGAAAAAUUUUUUAAGACUCACGAAACGUGAUACUACAAUAUGCAUUUGUUUAAAAUGCAUUAGACUCUUUUCCAUCCAUCAGUGACUUUACAGGAUGGCGUUGAAUACAGGUCUUCCGUAUUUCCCCCACUGCUUUUUAUUUGUACAGCACCGUUAGACUCUGAGCUCAGCUAGGGAGUCGCCGGCAACACCGGGGUGCUCGGUUCUCUCUAGUCAUCAGAAUCCAUUCUCUCUCAUCAGUGAAGACAUUACAAAUUGAAACCCUCAGUUCUCUAUUUCUAAGCCUACAUUUCCACUGACACCUGAUUUUCUUAUCAAUAGGAAGAAAUGGUUUUUCUAUGCUAUCUCAGAAACGGCAUGGCAACACUAAUGUUCUUUCUUUGUUUUUUAUCAGCGGAUGUCUUUGACUGCUGUGGCUGUGGGCUGCCCACCUCAGCAGUGUUUCCUUACGUUAUGGCCAUAACUAGUCAGAGGUGUAGUAAGUGAAAUGAGCGCAUGGGCACUCAGAACGCUGGCUUGACACUGGGUUUGCCAGCCUGCAGCUUCACAGACACUGCCCAAGCUUUCCUGUGAAAAUGGCAAGGAACCCCAGGCUUCCUAGUAUGGGGUGUCGGCAGCCUUCCACUUGACCGUGAUCGUGUGUGUGGCCUCCAUAGACUGUUUGCAGGAACUGGUUUUGUGUUACAGGAACCUGGGAUGAAGCGAGGAAGGUUUGUCUCUAUGCUAUAAGUGAGCUGGGGAAGGAAAGGAAGAAAGAAGAAAAUGUUCAUUUGAAAUGUUCCUUUGUACUUGCUGAUGAUGAAUAUAGGGAUAUAUUUAAUUUUGAAAACUGUUUUUACUUGUUUGUAUUUUUUCAUUAAGGAAAAAUAGUAUAACAGA
Erinaceus europaeus (western European hedgehog) is the source of this 6832-nucleotide messenger RNA. It is a transcript of the gene HECW2, whose product is annotated as HECT, C2 and WW domain containing E3 ubiquitin protein ligase 2. The transcript is spliced from 29 exons. The record is from RefSeq and is a predicted model, not a curated record. Gene Ontology annotation, biological process: regulation of dendrite morphogenesis. Bases 108 to 4856 code for a protein of 1582 amino acids. Gene Ontology annotation, molecular function: ubiquitin-protein transferase activity; protein binding. Lineage: Eukaryota; Metazoa; Chordata; Mammalia; Eulipotyphla; Erinaceidae.